This is a messenger RNA of Saccharomyces kudriavzevii IFO 1802, 4770 nucleotides long. RefSeq names its product Atg2p (gene ATG2). Gene Ontology annotation, molecular function: phosphatidylinositol-3-phosphate binding. The record is from RefSeq and is a predicted model, not a curated record. Bases 1 to 4770 code for a protein of 1589 amino acids. Lineage: Eukaryota; Fungi; Ascomycota; Saccharomycetes; Saccharomycetales; Saccharomycetaceae. Gene Ontology annotation, biological process: reticulophagy; autophagosome assembly; autophagy of mitochondrion. The transcript has a single exon. Gene Ontology annotation, cellular component: extrinsic component of membrane; phagophore assembly site.
AUGGCAUUUUGGCUACCUCAGAAUAUACAAAAGCGGCUGCUACUUUAUGUCCUCCAGCAGAUUUCACUGUUUUCCAAUGUGGAUCUUUCCAACCUGGACGUUUCCAUAGGUUCUAAGUCACAUUUCUCCUUUCAUGAUGUAAAUCUAUCGCUCGAUGAUCUAAAUAUUCCAUAUGUGCAAAUAAACGAGGGUGUGAUUGAGGAGCUAGUGUUGAAACUAACUGUUUCUGGCGGGGUGGAGAUUGAUGGAUCCGGUCUCAGAUUUGUCAUGACACCCUUAUAUUCCAGUAGUUCACAAGAACUCCACUCUGAUUUUUUGGCUAAGAGUAUUCAAGAUCUUACAAAUUCUAUGCUACAAUUCACUGAUCCGUUAAGUACACAAGAUAGAUAUAAAGAAGAUGAUAUUAGCUCUUCGGAUAGUGGUAGUGACCUCAACUCCAAUGUGGACACUCUGAAAGCAACCGGGAGUAGUUCAUAUACACUUCAAAAUAUGCGGAAUAAGGCCCUCAAUGUUGCUCUAGCGAAGUUGAAAAUAGCGUUAAAGAAUAUCACGAUACGUUUCAUAAUGAAUGAUAGGGAUCCCUCCGAAAACAUUCUGGAAGUUCAUCUGGAAAGCAUACAACUCACAACAACGGAUGGCAAUUUGCGGCAUAUAAACAUUGGAAAUAUUACUGUUUCAUUAAUAAAGAAACAAACGACAUCCGGAUUUACCUCUCAUUCUUCCAAUAAUGAUCUCUCGGAAAGCGUCUAUUUAUCGAAAAUGGAGGCCACUUCGCUUUAUAUGAGCGCCAUGGAAGAACAGUCAAAUGAAGACGAUGACGAAUCUGAAAUUACGCAGACACGACAAGAUGAUGAUAAGUGCAAAGAAACCUUAAUGGAAAUAAAUAACUUGAACAUAGCAUUUAGAGGCUUAUCAUCUGUUAAUGAUCUCAAAAUGUAUGAUAUCGCAAUAGAUGUGCAAGACGUUCAUCUGGCGCUGUACAAAAUCGUCGAAACAAAAACCCCUAUCUUGAAAAAAAUCAUAGAGAUUGUCGUCACACAUUUGGAUUUAAAUGAUGAUUUUGCCAAUCAGGACUCCACAAGCCCCUCGCAUGGGGAACAAAAACCUUCUGCUCUUUCCUCCUUGGAUGUUAAGUGCAUAUAUUUGAACUUAUCUGAAGAUAUCACCGCAAUUUUAAAAACAUUCGAAAUGAAACAAAAGCAAGACAAUGUACGAGCCUUUUCUCUAGGAUCUUUCUAUUCUAAUUCAGAUUCAUUGACGAUCAGUCAUAAAUCCAAGGCAUUGUUUUCUGCGGAACAGACCUCACAAAGCAUAAGCUUAAGUAUUGCUGACGAAUUGGAGAUUGUUAUUGGUGGGGAUGGCAUUGCUCAACUAUUUAAGAUUUAUCGAUUUAUUUCACUAUGCAUGUCGAUUUAUCAAAGUAAGUCGAAAAGACUGGCACCAAAAUCAGCCUUGAAUACAGUAAGAAAUUUAAAAUUAACCUCCAAAACAUUAAAUUUAUCGAUUAAAUUUUCAAAUUUUUUGCUACAUUUCCGAGUUGCACCUUUCGCUUACGAUUCUGGAUGUGAUUUUCAUAUUGGAUUGAUAGACGUAUUUAAAAAGUAUCCAUCUCGACACACAAAAGUAUUCACGUUGUCAGAUGUCACGAUUUCUAAUCCUCAAUCGCGCUUGCAACUGGGUUCAUAUGAUGAUACCUUAAAAGAAGCGUUGAUUUAUAGUUCUGUCCACGUUAGCAUCAAAGAGAUCAUACUGCAAGAUGAAUAUACAGGAAUAAUGCAGUUGAUAAAAGGUAUGUCUGAAAUUGGAGAACUUUUCGCUGAUUCAAAAAAGGUUGAGCAUUUAAGCAAGUGCAAAAGUAAGAGGGCUUCCUUUUUGCAGAGAAGUGUUAGAGUACUGAAUUCCUCUAGGUUUGUUUACAAGCAGAGUACAUCCGCUAAUUUUUCCCUACAGGUUGGUACCAUAAAAUUAAAACUAUCAGAUAUAACAGGUCCGCAAUUCGGUUCAGUAGAAGCAUUAAUAUCUGAUAACUUUUUUGCACUUACCGAUGACUCUCAAAUUGUAUAUUUUGCAAAGAAGCUGCUAAUAGAAAGAAAGGCAACGUCACUGUUGGAACCACAAGAAGUCAUGUCGAUGAUUUUGAAUAAAAGCAUUAAUGAGCCUGUCUUAUAUGUUCAUAGAAGGGCAAACGGAAAACUCAAAAUUAUUUUUAAUAACAUGCGUGUACAUUAUUAUGCAAGAUGGUUAGAAAUAUUGAAAAAGAACCUAGAUCCAGAAAAUUCCAGCUCAGAAGAUGCUUCUGCAACACAAGAGCCAAGUAAAAAUCCGUCAAACUCAGGAUUUCCGUGGGAAUUAAAAUUUUUAGACUGUGCUCUAAUUUUACACCCUUUCAGGAUAAAAAGUGUAAUGGUUGUUGUACUCGAUAACCUAACGACUAGUGGAAGUUCAUUCAUUCCGCAAGUGAAACUCCUUUCAAAAAUGAAUACUCUUUUCCUAAUAGACGACUACGCAAAUUUUAAAAUCCAAAAAGACAAGAACUGGCCUACCUUGAUAAGUUUUUACGCUAAUCAAGGCUUCUCCGCGAUUGGUAAAAUUGAUACUCUAAAUUUUUUGAUAAACAAAUCCCACGAAACACUUUUAUUAGACUGUAAAAUAGAACAAGUUGGUCUUUCAUUGUGUGCAGAUUCCUUUCAAAGCUUUUGUCAACUUUGCAUUGAUUUAAAAUAUCCUCAAACGUUCCCUGAUGAGAAAAAAUUUAAAACAGAACUGAAAGAUCCCAUUGAUGUGUUUAAAAACGUUGAUCGCGAUCUUUUCAAUUCUGCUUUCAUACUUGAGAACAAUAACCUUCAAAAUGAUUAUGACUCGGUGCAUUUGGUGGAUAGUUUUCUCGAUAAGGCUCACGAAAUUAAUAGCGGCGCCAAGAGUAAACUCUCUUCUCAGGGUUCGUAUGAAGUGGGUUCUUCUUCUGGAACUAGUACGGGAGGCAUUCUACUUCCACACGAAAGUUACUUGGACUCCGCGCAACCAAAAGAAGAGGAUAAUCAAGUAAUGGCGUCAAAAGAGCAAGAAGGGAACAUAAAUAUAAGGGGAAAUAUUGAUAUAGAGAAAGUUAUUAUAAAACUAUUUGAUGGAUACGACUGGAAAUACACGCGGAAAUUUAUCACAAAUACUGUGGAGAAAUUGGAUAAAGAGCUCAGUCAAGUGGAAGAAAAGGGUUCGAAAUCUAAUAUUCAAUCGGAGGCGAACAUUUUCGAUUCUAUAUAUAUCUCCGCUAAUAAAAAUAAUGUCACUGAUCUGAGGAAAAACUUGGAUGGUGAGAUUCAAGGGGUUAAAAAUUCUUUCGCUGAUGUAUCCAAAGUUAAUCUGCGACCUUCCAAGCACUAUAAAGCGUUGAUUCAGUUAACUAAAUUGCAGGUAAAUUUAAAGAAUUAUCGAGUGGACGAACCUGACGAAUCCAAAUCUGAUAAUUCCACGGAUGUGUUGAACAAAUGUAUCGUUUCCGUUUACGAGUUUGAAAUUGUUGAUAACGUCCCAACAUCUACAUGGAAUAAGUUUGUAACUCUACUGAAGCAUGAACCGUGGCCACACAAUUCGCCAAUGUUUCUUCUGGAUCUCGAACUUAUCCGUCCCAUUGACUUUUUGCAAGCUGUAGAAUUAGUGAUGCAAUUGAAAAUUGCGCCUUUACGCCUUCACGUGGAUCAGGAUACUUUGGAAUUUUUAAUAAGAUUUUUAGGUUUCAAAGAUAAGAGGUUUGAAUUGGUUGACGAAUACCCAGACAUUGUAUUUGUUCAAAAAUUCAGUACCAACGCAAUCAAGUUGAGACUAGACUAUAAGCCGAAAAAGGUUGAUUAUGCGGGUUUAAGAUCAGGACAGACUUCAGAACUGAUGAAUUUCUUCACGCUUGACGGGUCCAAGAUUACACUGAAAAGUGUCGUACUAUAUGGGCUGAACGGAUUUGAUGACUUAAAUGAUAAAUUAAAGGCGAUUUGGACGCCUGAUAUCACUAAAAAGCAGCUAACUGGUGUUUUGGAAGGUCUGGCUCCUGUUAAAUCGUUCAUGGCAAUUGGAUCAGGUGUGAAGACUUUGGUCACGGUAUUAAUGUCAGAGUACAAGCAAGAGGGGCAUUUGGGGAAAAGCUUGAAAAAAGGUGGUAAUGUUUUCAUGAAGACUGCAACUGGGGAUUUCGUUAAACUGGGAGUUAAAUUGACGUCAGGUACUCAAGCGAUAUUGGAGAAUACAGAGGAAUUAUUCGGUGGGGUUGGUUCCAAUGGUAGGAUGUACGACACAUCGAAAACGGGCACCAGUGGUGGUGGCGAUACAGAUGCUGCUGCUGUAUUAGAUUUGGAUACUAUAUUAGAGGAAGACCAAUUAGUUGGUAGUAAGUAUUCUAGAAUAAAAGACCAUGAGCCCACAGCAGUAGUCAUCGAUAUGUCUUCGUCGGAAAACCGAAAUGAACCCAAGAUAGUGAGUUUGUAUGCGGAUCAGCCCUUAGACGCCACCACGGGUUUGAAGGAGGCGUAUAGCUCACUAGAAAAGCAUAUGCAUAUUGCGUACGAUGCAGUAUGGAGAGCGAAGGGACAGAUGAAGGACGAUAAACGAGGAGGGCCCAGUGCUGCUGCAGUUUAUGUUGCCAGAGCAGCGCCCGUCGCGAUAAUUCGGCCAUUAAUUGGGGCGACGGAGGCCGUUUCCAAGGCUCUGCAAGGGAUAGCUAACCAAGUAGACAAGACGCAUACCGAGCAAAUCAACGAUAAGUACAAGUCUAAUCGAAGCUAA